AUGGCGGAGAAGCAGAUGAUGCCGUGAUGACUGCUAGCCUUUGGGAAAUAUUGUUGUCAUUUGAGUUUAAUCUCAGUAACAUUUAGCCAGAACACGAUGAGGCACCGUUGGCACAGAAUUAUUUUAGUUCAAUUACUUUAAAAUGGCUGAAAUCGACACUGGUGUGAUUUAUCACUGUGAAUCUCCAGCGGAAUUGGAAAUGGCAAAAGUUGCAGAUGGAAGGAAUGUGAAAGUGGUUUUCUCUGCUGGCUCCGAAGGCGAUAGUAAUGCACAUUCUUGUCAUAAUAAUAGCGGUCUGACACAUGUUACAGCUGAAUCCACACCUCUAACACCCUCCAUACAGAUCAGAAAAGACAAGGUCGUCCCAAAUGGUUGUUUGAAGCACAAACUUGGAGAGAACGGUUUAGUCAGCCAUGGGAUGACGAGUGUGGUGACAGAACCGAGUGUAAAGGAAAAGGAAAGCAGUCCACAUGUAGUGCUGCGAGAUAGAUGCACAAUAGUCACAUGUCCUUGUGUGACAUCAAUGCAUUUGGAGAAAUUAUCUCUUUCUGAGAAUUUAAAACCAGAGUCUGCAGAAGAAACCGAACAAGAAAUAGCCAGAGAUUCCUCUGUGGGUAGUGAUUUGUCUGUGUCCGAAACCCAGACUCAUAGUGACAUACAGGAAGGCAUCGAAUAUGUGGUCUAUGAAUCAGAACUUCAAAUGCCAGAUAUAAUGAGACUCAUUACCAAAGACUUAUCUGAGCCUUAUUCUAUUUAUACGUAUAGGUAUUUUAUUCACAAUUGGCCUAAAUUGUGCUUCUUGGCAAUGUCUUCUGGUCAGUGUGUUGGGGCUAUUGUGUGCAAAUUGGAUAUGCAUAAGAAAAUGGUGCGACGUGGAUAUAUAGCAAUGCUGGCAAUUGAUUCAGAAUACAGGAGGAAAAAAAUAGGUUCACACCUGGUGUUGAAAGCUAUAAAAGCUAUGAUUGCUGAUGACUGUGAUGAGGUGGUUCUGGAGACUGAGAUAACAAAUAAAGCAGCUUUGCGCCUCUAUGAGAAUCUAGGCUUCGUCCGUGAUAAGCGACUUUUUCGAUACUACCUGAAUGGUGUUGAUGCCCUGAGGUUAAAACUGUGGCUGCGGUGAAAGAAAGCAGCAUCAGAUGGUUUAACUGCUUCCACAUGUUUAAUUUUCUUUGGAAUUAGCAAUAGUGUUUCGAUGCAGAAGUGCAAAUGUUGCUGUCCUUUAAAGUGAUCAAAUGUAGUUCUAGCUCUGUUUCCUUUCUGGAUAGUUUUGAAAUAGAUGCAACAUCUGUAAAGAUAUUGGAGCCUUGUGUCUUGUACCUUGGCUGUGACAUUCAUUCAUGUUCCUUUGUGACUGCAUGAUGUUGAGCCAAGCAGUAAGGGGAGUUAACUGUGAAGUCCUUACUGUAAGGCCUACAUUCUGCCAGCUUGGGUUUUGAAAAAUACAUAUAGUUUAGAAGUCUUUUAUUGGUGAAAACCUCAACAACUACAGUUUCUGCUAGAAGAUUAUCAUAAUUUUAGAAGACUUGAUAUAUAUGUCUUAACUGGGCAUAAGCCAUAAAAAGUGAUGAGGAAUUCCACUUUUCUAGAUUUUGGUUUGUCACAUGUUGACUUAUUGAUUAUAGUGUGGCAGUUAAAGAUUGAGGACAGAUAGGAUAUAAAUCUUCAGUUAUUUUAUGGAAGCAAUAUUAUGGUGCAGAUACGAACUCCAAAGCAUUGACGAUGGUGUCCACAUCUAUACCGCAAUGUUGCUUUAUGUGGAACAAUUGAGGGUCUUAUCCAUGGAACACACAGAAACCAAUUUUGGUUUCAAAUUGUACACCUGUUUUGUAUUGUGCAUAUUUUUUCAAACUCUUAGCACAUACAUUUUAUUAUGAUUCUUUGUCAGUUACCACCAGCUGUACAGAUACAUGAAGGAUUAUUUGCCACUUAACACUCUGCCAAACCUAGAAAUGUAGAAUUAUUUCCAACGUUUGUGUAAAGUUUGAUCAAAAGCAUAUAUUCAUACUUGCAGCACUCAGUUGCAACACUCACCAUCAACGUAGGAUUAUUUUGCUCUAUCAGUAGUCAACUUCAGCUAUAAAUAUAGGAUUAUUUGCCAGAAUGCAAUUUGGCCUAGAAAUACAAGUCAGAAGUGUAGCCAACCGUGCGGCCUUAAAACCUCAAAUAAACUAUAAACAUAGUAUUAACUUGCUGUCUGACCACCUUCAGACCCAAAUUCAUGCGUGGAAAUGAUUGAUGAAAUAUCAAAACAAACCAUCAUGAAAGUUUAUUUUAAACCAAUACAAGUAGGAGAAGUACUGGAUUGUUAACUACAGUUGUAAUUAAAUAUUUUAGCCAAAAAGAAGGGGAAAGAAAAAAUCAUGACCAGGAUUCUACAUUGAAUAGAAUGUUCUAUUGAAUUCCUAGCUCAUACCGCCUGCACUCAUAUCAGUUAUGAUAAUUAAAAAUACCAUGUCCUUAUUCUCAGCUGAUUUUGAAUGUAUCAGUACAUCACACUUACGUUAAACUUCACACAGAUCUGAUCACACAGUUUGCUAAGAUGCAGGAAAUGCUGUAUGUUUUGAUAGUUCAUUGACAUAACAACUUUCAUAACACCACUUCGUACUUUGCUAUAGACACAUUAGAUAGGCUUCUAAAGGACAGAGUAGACAGUAAAAGAGUAUUGUGAUUUUGUUCAUUUGUCUAGUUCAGCUUAUCAUGAUUAUUCAGGUUUUCUUCUGAGAGUCUUCAAAUGCAUCCACUUUACUGCUGAUUUCCUGGGUAUUUACUGCAUGUGAAGUGACUGGGGUAUGAAUUUUGUACACAUUGGAAGUCUUGUACAAGCACUGGGUAAUAGAGGUAUAUGUACAAAUACCUCAAGAUUGUGUCAUGAGAUUGUAUAGAAGAGAUUUUUUUUUACAAAAUGUUGACAUUGUUGCCCCCAGUCAAAAGUUACAAAGCUGUUAGAUUAUGGUGUGUAUCCAUAUUUAAAUGCCAAGAAAUUGUGGAUGGCAAAUUUAGUAGAGGAAUCCUGGACAAGUUAGCCAUCUGCCAGUGGGCUGAUUGUGCUGGCUUUCUUUGUACUUCAAUCUGGUUGCCGUUUUGAAGGUAAAGAAGUAACAACAAAAAGGGCCCAAAUGUGCACAUUAAAAAAAAAAAAUAUA
This is a messenger RNA of Liolophura sinensis, 3143 nucleotides long. Its product is annotated as N-alpha-acetyltransferase 30-like. The record is from RefSeq and is a predicted model, not a curated record. The transcript is spliced from 4 exons. Bases 143 to 1120 code for a protein of 325 amino acids. Gene Ontology annotation, cellular component: NatC complex. Lineage: Eukaryota; Metazoa; Mollusca; Polyplacophora; Chitonida; Chitonidae. Gene Ontology annotation, molecular function: protein-N-terminal amino-acid acetyltransferase activity. Gene Ontology annotation, biological process: N-terminal peptidyl-methionine acetylation.